Molecule: messenger RNA, 1109 nt
Organism: Linepithema humile (Argentine ant)
Lineage: Eukaryota; Metazoa; Arthropoda; Insecta; Hymenoptera; Formicidae
Product: protein KTI12 homolog
Biological process (GO): tRNA wobble uridine modification
Source: RefSeq, a predicted model, not a curated record
UAUAUUCUUCGGAUGUGCUGCUAUUUACGAGAGAUGUAAAUAAAGCAAUAGGUUAUACUUCUUUUUAGAUUAUUUAUAAAGAAAUGACAAAUUGUUCAAGUUAGUAGAUUCGAUUAUUUUAAUGUGAUUUUCUAAAACUGGAUUGAAAUUAGUACGCAUUUAUCAGAGAAGAUUCUGAAUUUUGUAUUGUCGAUCACGCAAGAGGUUAGAACAUGUGUAAAAGUUGAAUCUUACAUGACGCAUUCAAUCGGUUAUUUUAUGUAAAAAUGCCGCUGAUAAUAAUAACUGGCACUCCGUGCAGCGGCAAAACCACGAGAAGCCUCGAAUUGAAGGAAUAUUUCGAGAAUAGAUUAAAAAGCAACGGACAAAAUGUAGAAAUAAUCAGCGAAUGCGAUGCGAUAACCAAGGCAGGCUAUGAUAAAAAUACAUUUUACGCAGAUUCGAAGAAAGAGAAGGGUGUUAGAAGUGCCUUGAAAUCGGACAUUCAACGUAAGCUCGAUGCGCGUGAUUUGUUGAUAUUUGACGGCAGUAAUUACAUCAAGGGAUACCGAUAUGAGAUCUACUGCAUGACCAAAUUGUACAAAACUCCACAGUGCACGAUACACUGCGAUAUUCCAGUGGAACAUGCUUGGCUGUGGAAUGAGAAGCGAGCAGAAUCUGAUAAAUAUGACAGAGAAAUCUUUGACGCACUGGUAGCAAGGUACGAAACGCCAAAUAGUAAAAAUCGAUGGGAUGCUCCACUCUUCGCAAUUACACCAGAAGACGAAUUGAUCUGCGACGAGAUUUACAGAUCGCUCUACGAAGUCAAAUCGCCAAAGCCAAAUCAAAGUACUCAAUGUCCACCGCUGGCAUCCACGAAUUAUCUAUACGAACUGGAUACAAUAACGCAAGAUGUAAUAAACGCGAUAUUGUCUGCGAAACAACUGGGAGUAAACAAUGAAAUAAAGAUACCGGGUUGUAGCGUGAUUGUACGAAACUCUGGCACAGCAGCGCAACUUAUGAGAUUACGGCGACAGUUUUUAACUUAUAGUAAAAUGCAACAAAGCGGCAUCGAUCAAAUUGCCGUAUUAUUUGUACAAUAUCUCAAUAAAAACUUAUAAAAAAACAAA